Molecule: messenger RNA, 1417 nt
Organism: Punica granatum (pomegranate)
Lineage: Eukaryota; Viridiplantae; Streptophyta; Magnoliopsida; Myrtales; Lythraceae
Source: RefSeq, a predicted model, not a curated record
GGAACUUAAUUAGGCAGCCCAACCACAGGCUAUCCCUAGAUAUCUUUAAUACCUCAGCCCGCGUCGAAAAAUCAAUCCUUCCAAAGUUAUCCGUCACUCUCACACUUACUCCCUAUAAAUGCCAGAUAACACUGCCUUCUCGAUCCAACGUAAUAGCUAGUUUCAUAACACUGCAAAAUGGGAAAUAUGCACCCCAUAUUUCUUGUUUCCUUCUUGGUCGUACAGUUGCUAUGGCUUCCAAUUGGUUCCAUCGGCCAACCUCAGGGUGGUGCCGUGCCCGUGACUCGGCUCCAGCUUCCACUCGGAGCUUCCUUCCCUGACACCACAGCCUUUAAUCAGGCAGGCAGAGGACCUUUCACGGGAAUCUCAGACGGCAGAAUCCUCGAAUACGUCAACAGCAGUGUGGGCUACGUGGAAUUUGCCAUCGCCUCACCUAAACGGCCCAAAAUCAUUUGUAAUGGCUCAAUAACGAACCCCAUACUCCAACCUAUAUGUGGCCGACCGCUCGGCUUAGCAUUCAACCACAGGACAGGGCAGCUCUUUGUAGUCGAUACAGCUUUGGGACUUGCAGUUGUGAGCCCUGAUGGUGGGAACGGGACCUUGCUGGUUACCUCUGCCGGAGGUGUUGGAUUUAAGUUCCUCAAUGGUGUGGACAUUGAUCAGGACUCGGAAGUGGUUUACUUCACCGACACUAGCUCCAAAUUCACAUUGAGCGAUAUAAUUAAGGUUCUUCUUACUAGAGACAAGACAGGGAGGUUGCUAAGUUAUAACCCCAGAACCAACGAAUCGAGAGUUCUGCUAACAGGACUGGCUGGACCUAAUGGAGUGGCAGUGAGCAGGGAUGGGAGCUUCCUCCUCUUCACAGAGAUGGUCACCAACACGAUCCGACGUUUCUGGGUCACAGGCCCCAAAGCCAACACAACAGAACUUUUUGCCCAAGUCGAAGGACUACCAGAUAACAUUAGAAUAAAUGCGAGAGGAGAGGUUUGGGUGGCCACUACUGUUAAUGCUCUCCUACCAACUGCAGUUCCGGUAGGCCUAAAGUUCAGUGAAGAAGGUGUGCUCCAGCAGAAUACGACAUUUGACAUCAAAUUUGGUUCUUCUCUGUUACUUAGUGAUGUCAAUACAUUCGAAGGUAAGUUUUAUCUGGGUCUUACAACCCAAACGUUCCUUGGAAGGGCCAAUAUCUCUAAUAGCUUCUAAGAGGCAAAAACCAUAAUCUUCGAAUUGCUUCAGCGAAGCAAUUAUGAAAUAAUCAUGUGUGUACUGAUGGAAUAAAGUAAUUAGAACAAAGUAUCAUGUAUGGGAAUAAAGUAAAGAAAAUUAUUGCUUUUGGGCUCGUUAUUAUCCAUACUUGAGACAAUAAUAAGCAGAUAUCUAUGCUGUUAUACAAAGUGAUAAUGCAGAAGUGCUUGUU